Molecule: messenger RNA, 2181 nt
Organism: Podarcis raffonei (Aeolian wall lizard)
Lineage: Eukaryota; Metazoa; Chordata; Lepidosauria; Squamata; Lacertidae
Gene: RRAGD
Product: Ras related GTP binding D
Exons: 7
Coding region: 307-1563 (418 amino acids)
Biological process (GO): cellular response to amino acid stimulus; positive regulation of TOR signaling; regulation of autophagy
Cellular component (GO): Gtr1-Gtr2 GTPase complex; lysosome; nucleus
Molecular function (GO): GTPase activity; GTP binding
Source: RefSeq, a predicted model, not a curated record
UGUUACUCCGUGUGUGUGUGUGAGUGAGUGUGUGUGAGUGUGUCAGGUGACUUGGGUCACGCAGUUUCUCUCCUCUGGGAGGGACGGCAGGGCCUCGGCUGACUUUCCUUUGACAACUGCGGCGGCGGCGAGGAAGAAAUACAAGGAAAGGGAGCAGCUUAGGUCAGCGUCCCAGGCGAGAGGCAGCCUCGAGGGGCGCGGGGGGUCUCGUGGCGGCGGCGGCGGCGGGGCGAGCGUGCCGCUGGGGGGCCGGCCGGCCGGGGUCUGCCUUCGGAGAAGGGGCAAGGAGCCCGGGGAGGGAGCAGGAUGAGCCAGGUGCCGGGGAAGCCGAAGGAGCAGGAAGAGGACGAGGGAGAAGAGGAGGAGGAAGAGGAGGAAGAUGAAGAGGAGGAGGAAGACGACGACGACGAAGACGAGGAAGAAGACGAGAUCGUGGGGCUUGCAGAUUACGGGGACGGGAGUGGAUCGUUUUCGGACGGCGACCCGGAGAACGGCGGGGACGGGGCGUUUCUAGAUUUCAAUGAGCCCUUUAGUACUGAAGUCAAGCCAAGAAUUCUGCUAAUGGGACUGAGAAGAAGUGGAAAGUCUUCGAUUCAGAAAGUUGUGUUUCAUAAAAUGUCACCGAAUGAAACCCUUUUCUUGGAGAGCACUAAUAAGAUUUGCAGGGAGGAUGUUUCCAACAGCUCCUUUGUUAACUUUCAGAUAUGGGACUUUCCUGGGCAAAUUGACUUUUUUGACCCUACCUUUGACUAUGAGAUGAUUUUCCGAGGCACCGGAGCACUGAUAUUUGUUAUUGAUUCUCAGGAUGACUAUAUGGAAGCUUUGGCAAGAUUGCAUCUCACUGUGACAAGAGCAUAUAAAGUGAAUCCAGACAUAAACUUUGAAAUAUUUAUCCACAAAGUAGAUGGUUUGUCUGAUGAUCACAAGAUUGAAACACAGAGAGACAUUCAUCAGAGGGCAAAUGAUGACCUUGCAGAUGCUGGGCUGGAAAAAAUCCACUUGAGCUUUUAUUUAACAAGCAUAUACGACCAUUCAAUAUUUGAAGCGUUUAGCAAAGUGGUACAGAAAUUGAUCCCCCAGCUCCCAACACUGGAGAACUUGCUUAACAUCUUUAUCUCGAAUUCUGGAAUUGAGAAAGCCUUUCUCUUUGAUGUAGUCAGUAAAAUUUAUAUUGCAACAGACAGUACCCCAGUGGACAUGCAGACUUAUGAGCUCAGCUGUGAUAUGAUAGAUGUUGUCAUUGACAUCUCCUGCAUUUAUGGGCUCAAAGCAGAUGGAGCAGGAACUCCUUACGACAAAGAAUCAACAGCAAUAAUAAAACUGAACAACACAACAGUCCUUUAUUUAAAGGAAGUGACAAAGUUCCUGGCGCUAGUUUGCUUUGUCAGAGAAGAAAGCUUUGAGAGAAAAGGACUAAUAGACUACAACUUCCACUGUUUCCGUAAGGCCAUACAUGAAGUAUUUGAAGUGAGAAUGAAAGCGGUGAAAGCUCGGAAGAAUCAAAACCAAAUUCAGAAGACCAAGAGGGCCACUCCUAAUGGCACCCCUAGAAUGCCAGUGUAGCCGAACUGUGUGAACCACUGUUAACUUGUAAAACUUCUUAUUUCUUGUAAUGGUUUCAUCAGGUUCCAUAGCUGGAAGAUGAAAGGGACUGCUGUACUGGAUGGCAUGGAUUUUACCACACUAGCCUCCUGCCAAAACACUGUUUAUCUUAUCCAGUUGUUCAUAUUAAGAAGUAUCUGUAACAGAACUUUUCUGCACUUUUGUCAUGUUUCUUGAUGGAAAUGAACUUUUGAUAAACCCAUUUGUGUUUUAUUUAAAAUGACACUUUUUACGUGUGAACUUGGGUAGGAUAUGUACCGUUAGUUUCUCUAUAUGCUGCAAACAAAUGAGUAAAACAAUCAAGAAAAAAUGGUAAGAUACCUUUUUACAAAUUUGUGGGAGUUUAAUAUUCAUGCCAGUUAUAUAUAUAUAACUUGUAAAUUGAAGUUUUAUUUUGAAAUACAGUAGCAAUAAAAAUAUUUCCUGGGAGUCCUUUAUUGGUACAUCAAAAGUUUUGUAAAAAUAGGCUUUGAGCUAAAUAUUUCCCAAAUGUCUCCAUAAUCCUGGCAAACCCAUUUUGUUCUUAUAAUGAUGAUUACCUCUACAACUUUCUAUAAAGAGACCUAUUUUGUAACAGUU